CAAUUUUAAGAAUUAGAUCCAAACACCUUUAUUCCGAAAUGCUUAAUCUGCUCGUAUUUUUUAGAUUAGGGUGACUGAAUCACAGGUCCAUGUCAUUUUCAUCUUUAAUAUGGAAUGUUGUUCUUGCUCUCUGAGACUCCAUAAUUAUCCAAGGGCAGACUGCGUUGUUUAACUGGUAAUGAAAUAGACUUGUGAUGAAAAAGGCCUCACUAAAUAUGGAGAAGCAUCCUAAACUUGUGCAAUCUCAUGGAAGUGACAACUAUGAAUCGGGUGAUAUAGAUGCAAACAAGUGUAUCCGCAAGCAGAAAGGGCCAAGGCAAGAAGAAGGUCCAAUUUAUGCUGGAAGUAGUUAUGCUAAAAAACUCAAGAAACCUAAACAAGCCAAAAGUGAAGAAGAAUUUUUUAUUCACGAGUCUUGUAAGAAGGAAUCAAGAGAUAAAGUUUGUGAAGCUAUAUCCCAGUGGGUAUGUGAUGCAUCUAUUCCAUUUGACGCUGUUAAUUAUGCUAGCUUUAGAACAAUGAUGGAUUCUAUGGGAAGAUGUGGUGUGAGUAUAAAACCACCUAGUUAUCGUGAGAUGUGGGGUCCUCUUUUGAGUAAGGAAGCUAAUGAUAUGUUAGAUUUGAUUGAUUCUCCUGAAGAAGAUUGGGCCAGAUAUGGUUGCUCUCUUCGGGUAGAUGAACGGACAUAUCAGGAUGAAAGAACUAUUGUUAAUUUCUUGGUCAGUUCACCUAAAGGAACACAUUUUCUUCAAUCUGUUGAUGCCUCCGAUCUUUCAAAAUAUGGAGAGGCAAUGUUUCACUUGAUCGAUUUCUUUAUAGAGCGCAUUGGGGAAACAAAAGUUAUUCAAGUGGUUACUGAUGAUGCCACUAGCAAUGUACUUGCUGGAAAGCUAUUAGAAGAAAAAAGGUCGCACUUAUGUUGGAGCCCCUGUGUUGGUCAUUCUAUCAAUUUGAUGUUAAAAGACAUUGUAAAAUUGUCCGAAUUUGUUAGGACAUUAAAGCGGGCCAUGAGAUUGAACGCAUAUGUUUACUAUCAUCCAUUUUUAACAAAUUUAUUGAAGUGUCACUGUGGUAAAACAACUCUUGUCCGAGGUGGUGUGACAAUAUUUGCUACUAUUUAUCUCACUCUCUGGCAUAUACAUAAACUGAAGAAUAAGUUGAGGCAAAUGUUCCUAUCAGAUGAUUGGAGAAACAGUAAGUGGAAAAAAGAACGUGUUGGCAAGAAAUUAGCAAGGACUGUUUGGUUCCAUUGGUUUUGGAACAAUGUUGUCUAUAUGUUAAGGAUAUUUCGUCCUUUAGUUCGUGUGCUUCGUUUGGUCAGUAGUGAUAAAAAGCCUGCAAUGGGGGUAUAUUUAUGAGGCCAUGGACCAUGCUAAAGAAGCUAUUGCGACAGCUUUUGAUGGAAAAGUGGAAAGGUACAAGGAAGUAAUCAAAAUCAUUGAUGAUAGAUGGAGGAGUCAUGUUAAUAGUCCUUUGCAUGCUGCUGGAUAUUAUCUGAAUCCCGAGUUCUUUUAUUCACAAGAUAAAACAAAACCUAAAUAUGAGGAGAUUCUUAUUGGUUUUUAUCAAACUUUGGAAAAGUUGGUCCCUUCUGAUGAACAAAACAAGAUCCUAGAACAAUUGCCUUUAUAUCAAAAUGCAGAGAAACUUUUUGGGCAACAAAUUGUUAUUCGGCAGAGAAACAUAAUGUCUCCAGUUUCAUGGUGGAGUUUGUUUGGUGCCUCAGCUCCAAACUUGUAAAGGUUUGCAAUCAAAGUGCUUAGCCUCACUUGCAGUGCGUCUGGCUUUCAGCCUGAUUGGAGCAUCUUUGAGCAUCUGCACUACAAGAAAAGGAAUUGCUUGGCCCAAAAACGCUUGAACAGUUCGGUGUUUGUGAAAUACAAUCGCAUGUUGAGGCGUCGAUAUGAUGCACGUGAUCACAUCGAUCCAAUUUCUUAUGGGUACAUAGAUGAUAAUAAUGAAUGGUUGACGGGUUCAAUGGAGGGAGAAUGUGAUGAUGAUGAAGAUACGAUAAUGCCAGAUAAUGAUUUAACAUUGGAUGUGGAAUUUGAGACUGAGAAUGAAGAAAUUGAGGAAUUUGGGGAAGAAGAGGAUGAGAAUGAUGCUUUAGAGGAGGAUCCAGAUGAUUACAGUGAAGCGGAGGGGUCUGAGGACUCUUACAUGUCAUCAGACUUCGAUGAUUAGGGGGUGUCCAUUGGAGUUGACUGAAUGGUGCUUAUACUAGUACUAGACUUAAAGCAAUGACCACAAUGUAGAUUUGUUGCUGAGUAUGGCAGUGAGUAUACAACUUUUAUGAAAUG
This is a messenger RNA of Cuscuta epithymum, 2300 nucleotides long. NCBI's taxonomy places the organism in Eukaryota, Viridiplantae, Streptophyta, Magnoliopsida, Solanales, Convolvulaceae. The record is from the annotation of a GenBank genome assembly.